Onychostoma macrolepis is the source of this 3023-nucleotide messenger RNA. It is a transcript of the gene dync1i2b, whose product is annotated as dynein, cytoplasmic 1, intermediate chain 2b. The record is from RefSeq and is a predicted model, not a curated record. NCBI's taxonomy places the organism in Eukaryota, Metazoa, Chordata, Actinopteri, Cypriniformes, Cyprinidae. Gene Ontology annotation, biological process: transport along microtubule. Gene Ontology annotation, cellular component: cytoplasmic dynein complex. The transcript has 17 exons. Bases 138 to 2024 code for a protein of 628 amino acids. Gene Ontology annotation, molecular function: dynein light chain binding; dynein heavy chain binding.
GCACCCGUAGCCGCAUCCCAGAUUCAGCGCUGCCGCUGCUGUCACAACAAGAGAAAGAGGAUAAUAAGUUAUUAGUCAGCUGACAGAAGAAUAAUCCUCUUCAUAACGACUCCGAGCCGCUAACAUUUUAUUUCAAAAUGUCUGACAAAAGUGAGCUAAAAGCAGAGUUGGAGAGAAAGAAACAACGACUGGCUCAGAUCAGAGAGGAGAAGAAGAGGAAGGAGGAAGAGCGCAAGAAGAAAGAGCUGGAUGGACAGAAGGAGGGAGCGUCUCCUCCGCAGGAUGACUCUGAUCUGGAGAGGAAGAGGAGGGAGGCAGAGGCUCUGCUGCAGAGCAUGGGGAUAGUGGACGCCUCCAUGGUCCCCCCUCCCAUGUCCCCCUCUGCCAAAUCAGUGGGCACACCCAGCGAAACGGGCAGCCAGGACUCAGGAGACGGCGGCACGGGGCCGAGGACUCUUCAUUGGGACUCUGACCCCUCUACUCUACUGCUCCAUUCAGACUCUCAGCUCGGACGUGGCCUGUUGAAAUUGGGCAUGUCAAAGGUCACGCAGGUGGAAUUCCCGCCCAAAGAGCUGGUGUCAUACUCAAAAGAGACACAGACGCCCACACAGACUCAUCACAAAGACGAUGAGGAGGAGGAGGAAGAUUUGGCAGUGAUGCAGCCUGCUCUGGAGAAUCAAGAGGAGAAAGACUCUCAGAAUGAGGAAGAGGAAGCGUCCCCUCAUGAGCUGACGGAGGAAGAGAAACAGCAGAUUCUUCACUCGGAGGAGUUCGUGACUUUCUUUGACCACAGCUCUCGUAUCGUGGAGCGCGCUCUCUCUGAGCAGGUGGACGUGUUUUUCGACUACAGCGGACGGGACCUUCAGGAUAAAGAGGGAGAGUCUCAGGCUGGAGCCAAACUCUCCCUGAACAGACAGUUUGCAGACGAGCGCUGGUCCAAACACAGAGUCGUCACCUGUCUCGACUGGUCACCGCAGUACCCUGAGCUGCUGGUGGCGUCAUACAGCAGUAAUGAAGACGCUCCGCAUGAGCCCGACGGUGUGGCUCUCGUCUGGAACAUGAAAUAUAAGAAAACCACACCGGAAUAUGUCUUCCACUGCCAGUCUGCAGUGAUGUCAGCAGCGUUUGCACAGUUUCAUCCUAAUCUGGUGGUUGGAGGCACGUACUCGGGGCAGAUCGUCCUGUGGGACAACCGCAGUAACAAACGCACCCCUGUGCAGAGGACACCUCUCUCCGCCUCGGCUCACACGCACCCGGUGUACUGUGUGAAUGUGGUGGGGACGCAGAACGCUCACAAUCUCAUCAGCAUCUCCACUGACGGCAAGAUGUGCUCCUGGAGUCUGGACAUGCUGUCCACACCACAGGACAGUCUGGAGCUCGUGUUCAAACAGUCCAAGUCAGUGGCCGUCACCUCCAUGUCAUUUCCUCUGGGUGACGUCAAUAACUUUGUGGUGGGCAGCGAGGACGGGUCCGUCUACACCGCCUGCAGACACGGCAGUAAAGCGGGCAUCAGUGAGAUGUUCGAGGGUCAUCAUGGACCAAUCACAGGCCUCGACUGCCACACAGCAGCAGGACCAGUCGACUUCUCUCACCUGUUUGUCACUUCCUCCUUUGACUGGACCGUCAAACUCUGGAGUACCAAGAACAAUAAGCCCUUGUACUCUUUCGAGGAUAAUUCAGACUACGUGUAUGACGUCAUGUGGUCUCCCACACACCCCGCUCUGUUCGCCUGUGUGGACGGGGUCGGACAUUUGGACCUGUGGAACCUCAACAACGAAACUGAGGUUCCCACGGCGAGCGUGACGGUGGAGGGAAGCCCUGCGCUGAACCGCGUGCGCUGGGCUCAGUCGGGACGAGAGGUGGCCGUCGGAGACUCUGAGGGCCAGGUGCACAUUUACGACGUCGGAGAGCAAAUCUCAGUGCCGCGGCAGGACGAAUGGACGCGUUUUGUGCUCACGCUCACCGAGAUCAACGAGAACCGCGAGGAUGUGGAGGAACUGGCCGCUCAGCGAUUGGCUGCAUGAUCACCAUAGCAACCCCUGCUGAUCAAUGACGUUUCCCCUGCAUUUGCAUAUCUCCACCUUCUCUGAAGUUAUUUUAGUGACAAUCUUGGGCUCUUUUUUUCAUUCUAGAGACAAAUGGGAUAUUUCAGAAAGCAAGACUUUGCUAUUAAUAAUUGAAGCACUUAGUGUUGCUAAAAAAUUAAGAAUCUAAUAAGAAUCGUAGUGGGAUUGGAUGGUGAAAGUAGAUUAUAUCAGGCGGGAAUUGUAAUGUUUUUAUCUAUUUGUAGGAUUAGAGGCUGAUUUGGAGGAAAGGGAGGAUUGAUUGCUGUGCAUCAACACUAACACUUCCAAUAUGCAAACUAUUGUACAGCAGCUUCAGACACUGACAUAACCUACAGUAACAGGAGAAAUGUGCUUUUUAAGAGGUGGGAUAUUUUUAACAUCCCCUUCUGGAUAAACUUUCACAUUAUUGGAUUAUUUAUAGCUUUUUAACAAAUGCAUUUUGUUUUUAGCUCAUAAAGACUGAACAUGCUUUUGUAAUAACCAAAUCAGCACACUUUUCAACAUGUAACUCAGUUCUUACUUCUGAUUGCCUUAAAGCUAAUUUUAUAACACACACACACACACACGUAUCCACAAUCUUCCAUCACACAAAGCAUAACCCUCUUGGUGCUUGUUUAUUCCAGCGCUUGCCUUUGCAAAACGUUGGUAGAAAUCUCUAGAUCACCGUUUUAAAAAAUGUCCCAUGAUUUGUAAUUUCAAAAGGGCUUGGAUAAAAACCAUGGUCCUUUAAUUAGCAUUUCAAAUUUCCCUUUGGCACAUAUUUAGACUAGUAGACAGUGUUAAUAUUUUGCCAUUUAUUUAUUAAUACAGUUUUCCUUUAACAGUUAACGGCCAGCUUGUCCACAUCUGGAUCCUUUUAUAUUUAUGUAUAUUUAAUUUGUUAUUUCACAUAUUUUAUUUGUAAUUUGAAUUUAGUGACCUCCCAAAUAAUUUUUAAAUAUUUCAGUUUACUCAUUA